CUGAGAAGUCUGUUCCAGAAAUCAUACUUGAGUCUAGUCGGGUCUUGCUUGUAUGAUGCUUGUACACUUCUACCUCUCUCGUCUAAAGACUCCCGGGAUGGCUUCUGUUCUCCCUCGAGACGAGUUUGCGGCUUGGUAUAGCUUUGGUAAAGGCUGGGGCAAUACCGACACCAUAUAUGACAUCAAUUGGCCCUGGAAGCCUCUUACACCAUUAAAUGAUCUGAUCCCUGCUGUGGCUCAGAUGACGCAUAAGCACCAGAUAUUAUUGGGUGUGCAUCGUAAUUGAAUGUAUCGCUGUCAUGUAAUGUGUAGUGGCGUUCUACGUCGGAAUUACGGGAACAAUCGAGGAUCUACACAGUGAAUCCCCCGAUGAUGUUGUAGUCCAG
Guyanagaster necrorhizus is the source of this 386-nucleotide messenger RNA. RefSeq lists its product as uncharacterized. Lineage: Eukaryota; Fungi; Basidiomycota; Agaricomycetes; Agaricales; Physalacriaceae. The annotation marks the transcript as partial. The record is from RefSeq and is a predicted model, not a curated record. The transcript has 5 exons.